Molecule: messenger RNA, 1866 nt
Organism: Procambarus clarkii (red swamp crayfish)
Lineage: Eukaryota; Metazoa; Arthropoda; Malacostraca; Decapoda; Cambaridae
Molecular function (GO): zinc ion binding
Source: RefSeq, a predicted model, not a curated record
AUGUCUUAUUCUGCUUAUGCUCCUGGAGCACUCAAUGACCUGAGUGCUCCAUACUGGGGCAGCUCGUCGUAUGCUCGCUCAGCCACAAGGUCUCACCACAUGCAGCCUCGUGCUUACUUAUAUCAGCACCCACCAGUAUGGACGCCCUUACCCGACAGCCCAGACGAACUUCAUGAUUUUUCCGUGCUACAGAGGGAGGACGAAUACUUUUCACCCGAGUGGGAUGAGAGUCUACCAGAGUCGCAGCAAGAGAUGCCACCAGUUUAUCCUGAGAUGUUAAAUCCCUUGGUCCACUACGCCAGCCCUCGCUCCUUUGACCGUCGACACCUUGGAAGGUCUCACCAGCAUGGCUCUCAAAUUCAGGAGCCAGCCAGGAGGUCUUAUAACUUUGCACCUUAUUAUUAUUCACCAUCCAGUCGAGAUCAGUCUUCGUCACCCAUUAUGACUCCGCGUGCCAAGAGUGACUUGCCCAGCCGUGGCCAGAGUGGCCACUAUACCCGUGGCGAGAGUGACCACUCCAGCCGUGGCGAGAGUGGCCACUCCAGCCGUGGCGAGAGUGGCCACUCCAGCCGUGGCGAGAGUGACCACUCCAGCCGUGGCGAGAGUGGCCACGUUAUCCGUGACGAGAGUGGCCACGUUAUCCGUGACGAGAGUGGCCACGUUAUCCGUGACGAGAGUGGCCACUUCAGCCGUGGCGAGAGUGGCCACUUCAGCCGUGGCGAGAGUGGCCACUCCAGCCGUGGCGAGAGUGGCAACUUCAGCCGUGGCGAGAGUGGCAACUUCAGCCGUGGCGAGAGUGGCAACUUCAGCCGUGGCGAGAGUGGCAACUUCAGCCGUGGCGAGAGUGGCCACUCCAGCCGUGGCGAGAGUGGCCACUCCAGCCGUGGCGAGAGUGGCUUGUCCAGCCGUGGCGAGAGUGGCCACUCCAGCCGUGGCGAGAGUGGCAACUUCAGCCGUGGCGAGAGUGGCUUGUCCAGCCGUGGCGAGAGUGGCCACUCCAGCCGUGGCGAGAGUGGCCACUCCAGCCGUGGCGAGAGUGGCUUGUCCAGCCGUGGCGAGAGUGGCCACUCCAGCCGUGGCGAGAGUGGCCACUCUCGCCACAUGACUCCGCGUGCCAAGAGUGACUUGCCCAGCCGUGUCCAGAGUGGCCACUUUAGUCGUGGCGAGAGUGGCCACUCCAGCCGUGGCGAGAGUGGCCACUCCAGCCGUGGCGAGAGUGGCCACUCCAGCCGUGGCGAGAGUGGCAACUUCAGCCGUGGCGAGAGUGGCAACUUCAGCCGUGGCGAGAGUGGCAACUUCAGCCGUGGCGAGAGUGGCAACUUCAGCCGUAGCGAGAGUGGCUUGUCCAGCCGUGGCGAGAGUGGCUUGUCCAGCCGUGGCGAGAGUGGCCACUUCAGCCGUGGCGAGAGUGGCAACUUCAGCCGUAGCGAGAGUGGCUUGUCCAGCCGUGGCGAGAGUGGCUACUUCAGCCGUGGCGAGAGUGGCUUGUCCAGCCGUGGCGAGAGUGGCUACUUCAGCCGUGGCGAGAGUGGCCACUCCAGCCGUGGCGAGAGUGGCCACUUCAGCCGUGGCGGAAGUGGCGGGUCCAGCCGUGGCGGGAGUGGCCACUUCAGCCGUGGCGGAAGUGGCGGGUCCAGCCGUGGCUUGCCCACAUGUUACCUUAAGCACAUGCCUCUUCCCGCCAUCGACUGGCUGGGACACCUGAGCUACAGAAGCUGCAGCAGACACACUCUGCUAAAGCUGGGCAAGAAGAGGACAAAGAUGAUGUGUAAAGCUUGUAAUGUGCCGCUGUGUCUUGAGUGUUACUUGCCGCACCACACUGACAUGACCUACUUGCGUGCUCCACACACCUCGGCUCCACACUAA